Molecule: messenger RNA, 990 nt
Organism: Effrenium voratum
Lineage: Eukaryota; Dinophyceae; Suessiales; Symbiodiniaceae
Source: the annotation of a GenBank genome assembly
AUGGGGGCCGAACUGGCUGCGCGAGGGUCCUAUGGUCGGCUGCUGGCGCUUCUGUCGUCUCGCACGCACGAUAUCGCUCUCGCCGAGGAUGCACUGGCAGAGGCAUUUGCAAGAGCGCUCAGCCAUUGGCCGGCGCACGGAAUUCCGGACAACCCGGAUGCCUGGCUGUUGACCACUGCACGAAACCGGUUGACGGACAGUCAGCGGCGACAGUUCCGUUUUCCGACCGUGAACGAGAUACCGGAUAUGCCCUCGUCCGAGCUUGCUGACGGCUCAAUCCCGGACCGGCGCCUGUCACUCCUGAUGGUUUGCGCGCAUCCGGCAAUUGCCCAGGAUCUGCACGUUCCCCUGAUGUUGCAAACCGUUCUUGGUCUGGAAGCGAAAACCAUUGCGCGGCUCUUUUUGAUCUCACCCGUCGCACUGUCCAAGCGACUGGUUCGGACCAAGGCCAAGAUCCGGGACGCUGGAAUACCCUUCGCGCUUCCCUGCGACGACGCCCUGCGGGAACGCAGUACGGCAAUUCUUGAGGCGCUUUAUGCCUUGCAUGCCCAUGACUGGCUGGAUCCUGCAGAAAAUCUUGGCGACGAGGCAUUCUAUCUCGCAGAUCUGCUGGGACGUCUGAUAGUGGACAAUGCGGAAGCUCUUGGCCUUGCCGCCCUGAUCGCCUUCAGCCAUGCGCGGGCGCGUGCACGUAUUGUCGAUGACAUGCUGGUUCCCACUGACGAGCAGGAUGUGACGCUCUGGAACGACGCGCUGAUAAGAUACGGCAAGCGGCAAUUGCACUGCGCCUAUGUGAAGUCGUCAGUUGGCAGGUUCCAGAUCGAGGCAGCUAUCGAAUCUGUUCAUAUUGCCAGGAAGGAAACCGGCUCCACCGAUUGGCUGGCGCUGAACAAACUCUAUGUCGCGCUUCUCAAAAUCGCUCCUUCUUCACCGGGCGGCUUCAUGGACCUCGGGCUGGGCAGGAAGCCCUGGAUGCGGCGGAAACCGUGA